CCGGCGCCGGCUGCCUGUACUUCCGCCGCAGUCUCUGCCAUGGUAACAGCGUCACUCCAGCCAGCCGCCUGACUGCGAGUUGCCGGGCCCGCCCCGCCUCAUGAAGGCAGGAUGUUGGUCCAACUGUGUUGGUACUUUUACUGCACCUGUCUGUGGCGUUUUCUCAAGUUUGCCUUGAGAAAAAUAACUGGAAAAUGUGAAUUGCAGAGAAUCUGCUACAGCAGAAAGCCUGGAGCUCAAAGGACACUGAAAAUAGAAUCAUCGUUAAAAUCCUCCCGGAAUGAAGUACUCCAGUCUGCUGUGGUCGCCCAUAUGGAUGAUAUAGAGAAGACUGUUGAUAAUAUAAUGCAGCUGAAAAAGAUUAAUCCUGACACCAAUCCACAGUUUGGGAUUUCUCUGCAGGCCUGCCUCCAACAGAUUGUAGGAUAUACAAGAUUGAUUGCAGAAGUGGAAAAACUCCGCAAAGAUCAAUAUGAUUCAGAAAAUACACAUCAUGAAGAAAUGCUGUUGAAGCUGUGGACCUCCCUUCGCCCUGAUGUAACGUUGGAUGGCCGAAUUAGUAGGCAGUGGUGUGAAAUAGGUUUCCAAGGUGAUGACCCAAAGACAGACUUCAGAGGAAUGGGGAUGUUGGGGUUGUAUAACUUGGUAUUUUUUGCAGAACAUGAUAAUGCAACUGCACGCCGGGUUCUUUUUGAUUCUCACCAGCCAAAAUAUAGGGAACUAACUAAGGAAGAUGUAAGUAAAUUGAAUAAAAAGGAGUUGGAAAAGAAAAAGUUUGAUCAGGCAAUAGGGUUUUCAUUUGCUAUAGUGGGAAUUAAUAUCACUGACCUUGCAUACUCUCUGCUUAUAAAUGGAUCAUUGAAAACUCAUUUGUAUAAUGUUGCUCCUGAGGCGCCAUCCCUUGUCCAAUUCCACAAAGUCUUCUGCUACCUGAUGUACGAGUUUCACAAAUUCUGGAUUGAAGAGGAUCCUCUUGACAUAAUGGAAUUUAAUCGUGUUCGAGAGAAGUUCCACAAGCGGAUUAUAAAGCAACUUCAGAACGUGGACAUGACCCUGUGCCCUCAUUUUGCAGCCUCAGAAAGUCUGAUGAAUAUGUAAUCAUCCUUCCAUUUGUCAUAUCACUGCCUCACGUCCGUACAAGUCUGUGAGUUGAUUUUAAGAAACUGAAUUUAAAUCACAGCAUUGAUCACAACCAGCAUAUCUAAUGACCAUGGUGACUGUAUGCAUGCUUUAUUUUAAGUAUAAUACUUCUCUAUUUGGAACAGUAUAAAGUACUACACAUGCUAUACAUUCACGUGAACAAUGGAGAUUGUCUCCAUAAACAUUUGCUCAUAUUGUGGCAGCAUGGAGUGUUACAUUUUAAUCAUUCGAAGAAACCUUUUGCAAUGUUUACAUGCAUAAACGCUCAUACACUGCUCCUCUCUCAUUCUGCUUUGAAAUGUUGUAAUCUGUAGUUCUGUAGUCCUUUGAUUUAAAAUCCUUUAAUCAUGAUUUGCACAAAAUUACGAACAAUAUUUAUUGUUGAAGAAUGUAUUUUGAUCAAAUAAUUUGUGAAUAUACAUAACUACACACAUUAAUGGCAUUUUAUGGAAUUUAGGUAUAUAUUUGGUAACUUUAGCAUCCCAACAAAUAUAGAUGUGUACGUUUAUUGAAAUUGUACUUCAGUAUGUAUAAAUUAGAGCAAAUAUCUUUUUGUUUUGAUAGAUCUGUUCUUCAAGUUUAGUCGCAAAUAGCUCGUACUGUCUGUCAAAAAAUCUGAGUUAUCUGUUCUCAGCAUUAAAUGUAAUUAGCAGUUUGGCACUAUAUGACAUUAUUAAUCUUACUUACUGAUUUGCAGACUAGCUAUUGGUGCAUGUGAAUGUACAGUAGACUCCACACAUUUGUUUCUAAGUGUCUUUCUGGAUAAUAAACAGGUAGUUUUGUGAAUUAUCACACCAGUGCCAUAUUUACGAACAAUGACUGCUUGAAGAUUUAAUAACUUUUUUUAAGCAUUGUUAAUCCCUGCCAUGGCAUAUGUACACAUAAAUGUAUGUUACUGUUUAAGAAGCAAUAGAUGAUGAGUUUAUAGUUAAAAUAUUGUAGUAUAAGAAGGUCAUUAAAGGAGCAUCACCAAGAUGAAAAUGUGUUUAUUAACACAACAAAUAUAAAAGUAUAUAUUGUAUUUAAUUGCAACAGCUUGUCAUUUGUGCAGAUCAUCUUAAAGUUAAUGCAUACUUUUUCUUCUCAAUCUUUGAUUAAUUAAGUUGAUGGUCCGCAAAUUAUCCAGAACUUAUUUUUAAGCAAGCUGUAUACUUUUCAUUUUGUAUUUUUCAUUGGUGUUAGUAUUGUAAUGAAACAAAAAGUACAAGAUUUUUAAUGUAAUACUAUAAAUGUAUUAUUCUUUGCUUUAAUACCUCACCUCCCUCAAAAUAUGUGAAGUUUAACAUACUUGAGCAUACUGGAUUUUAAUGUUGCUUAAUUUAAGUAUAGUAAUGUCAUUAUCAUAGGAUCCUCCAGAUUUUGUUAAAGAAAAAAAUUGUAAUUGUAACUUCUUUGAACAUUGCCUUAGUAUCUGUAAGGAUCACUGUAUUAAUUGUGCUUGUUUAAACAAAGUAUUCUGAUUUUUUAAGAA
Molecule: messenger RNA, 2611 nt
Organism: Leucoraja erinaceus (little skate)
Lineage: Eukaryota; Metazoa; Chordata; Chondrichthyes; Rajiformes; Rajidae
Gene: elmod1
Product: ELMO/CED-12 domain containing 1
Exons: 11
Coding region: 112-1098 (328 amino acids)
Molecular function (GO): GTPase activator activity
Source: RefSeq, a predicted model, not a curated record